AGCGUGGGUGCUGCUGAGGGCAGCGGGGGCUGCCGGGUUUCCUCUUGAGUCAGCGGGGCCGCAAUUCCUGCGGGAGCUGCGGGACUGGAGCGGGGAACGCGAGCGGGGCUGAGCCCUGUGCCCGUGGAGGGGAAGCUGUCCUGCUGCUGCUCACCUGGCCAAAGCUGAGGACGGGCUUAUCCCGACCCUUCCCGUGCAACUGACACCUGGGAAUGCCGCCAGAGCAUCGCGGAGGCUGCGGGAGCUGCGGGAGCGGAGCGGGAUGAGCGGGAGCUGCGGGAGCUGCGGGAUGUGCGGGAGCUGCGGGAGCGGAGCGGGAUGUGCGGGAUGUGCGGGAGCUGCGGGAGCGGGCUCCAUGAGAGCAGGGCUGCGUUCCCCCUGCCCCGAGCCAUGCAGUGACCCGGGCACAGCCCCCAGGCAUGGCCCAGUCCCGGGCCAACGGCUCCCACUACGCCCUGACAGCCAUCGGGCUGGGCAUGCUGGUGCUGGGCAUCAUCAUGGCCGUGUGGAACCUGGUGCCCGGCCUCGGGCCGCCCGACAAGCCCGGCGGCAACAGCAGCAAGCCCGAGCGCGGCUCCGGGGGCGUCCUCAGGAGCAAAACCUUCUCGGUGGCCUACGUGCUGGUGGGAGCAGGGCUGCUGCUGCUGCUGCUCUCCCUCUGCCUCAACGUCCGGGACAAGAAGAGGCAGAGCCAGGAGCUCGCCAUGGCCCAGGCGCAGCGCCAGGCGAGCGCAGAGCCCUCGCAGCAGGAGGACAGCCAAGAAGAGGAUGAGGACGUCUCCUCGCAGUACUACGUGCCCAGCUACGAGGAGGUGAUGAACACAGGCUACUCAGAGCCCAGGGACUCGGACAGGAGCACCAGGCUCAGCGUCUCCCUGCCCUCCUACGAGUCCCUGGCAGGGCUGGAGGAGGGCAGCCAGGUGCCAGGAGCAGCAGGCACGGAGCCUGGCACGGAGAGACCGCCCAGCAGGCACAGCUCCCGCCUCAGCAAGCGCCUCAAGCCCCUCAAGGUCCGCAGGAUCAAGUCAGAGAAGCUGCACCUGAAGGACAUCAGGUUAAACCUGGCACAGGGCAACAGCAGCGUCCCCAUCACGAUAGAGCCCCUCACUCCUCCUCCCAAGUAUGAGGAGAUCCAGGAGAAAAUGCCAGUGAGCCAGCAAAUGCCUUAAAAAACAAACCAACAGACAAACAGGAAUCUGUGAUGCUGCUUGGUUGGGGGUUUUCUAAAACCCACCGUGCCAAGAGGGGUUUGGUGUGUGGGUGCAGAAGCAGCCAGGGCUCCCUGGGAGCUGCCAUGUGGAGGAUGUGCUGUGGACAAGGAUGGGACUCGUUUUCCCUGGGCCUGGGUUUUACAAGAGACUGUGGGGGAAGAAACCUGAACACUACAAGUUCUGCUGCUGUGAAGUAAAUGAAGGCUGGACAUGCCAAAAGUGUCACUUGUGUUUGUUGUGAGACCAUCCAGUGCAUCCUCUCAUCUCCUCUCCCCCUCACUUCCAGCAAGACUUUACAAGCCACCAAACUGAUACUGCAGAAGGAUUUUCCAAGUGGAAAAGUGAAAUGUUUCUUUUUUUUGUGUGUCUUUUCUCUCUGAGGAAGGGGAAGCCCGUUGCCAGAGCAGCACCACGGCUUUCCCUGGCUCCCAGCUGGGCUGGGCUGGUGGCCCAGAGCCAGCCCUGACUCCUGCCAAGGUCUCUGCUGGCUGCUGGGAAGCAGCUGAGAGGGGCCUCCUGCUCCUCAGGGAGAGGAUGGAUUUCUUGCCUCUGUUGCCUUCCCUGAUGUGUUUUGUGCUGCAUUUGAGGCGAGUGGGUGACUCUGGGGGUUGGGAGCUGCGUGCUCCAGUGCCAGGGAGGAAACCACUGCUGAGCAUCCUGUGCAGGCAGAGUGGUCUGAAUAAAUGUUUUGUAC
Oenanthe melanoleuca is the source of this 1905-nucleotide messenger RNA. It is a transcript of the gene TMEM51, whose product is annotated as transmembrane protein 51. NCBI's taxonomy places the organism in Eukaryota, Metazoa, Chordata, Aves, Passeriformes, Muscicapidae. The transcript is spliced from 3 exons. Bases 420 to 1169 code for a protein of 249 amino acids. The record is from RefSeq and is a predicted model, not a curated record.